AAAGUCCAGCUCCGUGCAGAAACAGUGGAGCUGGUGUGAAAGACAGUGGUGGCCACACAGGUGGAUUCAUGAUGAGUUGCUGCAACAUUCCAUACCAGCUUCCUUACCACGCCUCCAUCCCAGGUGGGCUGUUCCCAGCCAGGGUCAUCACUGUGUCCGGCAUCAUCCUACACAACGCUAAGAGCUUCCACAUCAACCUGUGCACUGGGAGUGACAUCGCCUUCCACCUGAACCCUCGUUUUGAUGAAAACGUUGUGGUCCGAAACACUCAGAUCCAGGGCCGCUGGGGGGAAGAGGAGCGAAGCCUGCCCUUCACUAUGCCCUUCAGACAGGGAUACAGCUUCACGGUGUGGAUCACAUGCGAAGCCCUCUGCUACAAGGUGGCCCUAGACGGCCAGCACCUGCUGGAAUACGCCCACCGCCUCAAGCACCUGCCAGACAUCGAUCAUCUGGAAGUGAAUGGUGACAUCGAGCUCACUAAAGUGACUGUCUAGGCUCCCUGACCUGGUGCACCACUGUCUGGAUCUCCUCCCACUCCUCUUCCGUGCCCUGCACCAGCUUCCUGAGCCCUGACAUUUGAGCAGAGGGUGCCUCUCAUUGUCACAGCUGCAGGUGAACCUCCAGCUCCACUCCUCUGGCAGUGAGGGGGUCCUGAGCCUGCUGAGACCCAGCAAAAACCCCGACUCCAUGGGGCUCUCAAUCGCCCUCCCUUCCUCUGUGCAGCCCCACCUGGGUCCCAAGCCACAGCUGUGCACUGAAGUAAAGAGGUGACCUGCGCGGCCCUCCCAUUCCUGUGACCCUGGCCUCUCUCCUUGGCUUUGCACCUGCUGAAAAGCCAGCCCCUUGGGGAAGGCUGCUCUGGUGACCUCCAACUGGAAUCCAUCAAACUGACUAGAACUUUCCCAGCAAAGGCUCUUCCCCUUCCUGCCUCCUUAGAAUAAAGAAAGCACUGUGCUGUUGGCA
Molecule: messenger RNA, 963 nt
Organism: Fukomys damarensis (Damara mole-rat)
Lineage: Eukaryota; Metazoa; Chordata; Mammalia; Rodentia; Bathyergidae
Product: galectin-5-like
Exons: 4
Coding region: 69-494 (141 amino acids)
Biological process (GO): positive regulation of gene expression; negative regulation of CD4-positive, alpha-beta T cell proliferation; negative regulation of type II interferon production
Cellular component (GO): cytosol; nucleus
Molecular function (GO): carbohydrate binding; galactoside binding
Source: RefSeq, a predicted model, not a curated record